ACUGAGUUAAACAGAUCGUUGUUUUUCUCUGAUCUAUAGAUAGAACGUGAGAAACAUUAUUUUUCGCUUUUGUUUAAAUAUGAUUUGGAGAUCAAUUGCUCUUCCCUGAAAUGCAUAAAUUAUGCGUCACUAGCACAGAACAGUCAGAGGGAAGGAAGAGAAAGGGGUUGUUCAUUAGUGUAUUCUGAAGCAUAAAUAUGUAUUUGUUCAUGGCGUAUGUUCGAAUUAAAGUAGGGCUCUCUGUGACUUCAUUGGCAAUAACAGAAGAAAGCUGGAAAAGCAAAUUCAUAUCAUCAGAUAAGAAACUGGCAUGUCUUUAGUCACAGAACGAGGUCUAAUGACAACUAGAUCCAAAUGUGACUUUGGUCAAAUUUGUGUUAUGAGCUUUUAACCCCCCUGUAUUUUCAAACCAUCAAUUCUGACUAUAGAUUACAAGAAUUAUUAGAUGUAGUGAUGCAGACUGGACAUAUUAUUGGAUAGCGUGUGAGGAGGUUUGCAUGAGUAAAGAGGGAAAGACCCCUUUGCCUGCAGUGGGAGGGCUGACGGGCAGGCACCGUGAAAUCAGAGGAUCCACGUCUGGACGUGACACCGAAGGAUUGCCGGCUAUGGGAGCAGCAAUGGGGCCGUUACUGCUUUGGCUCCAGGAUGUGGCAGCGGUGACUCUGCUGAGAGCUCGCAGGACACUUCUAAGGGCUGCCAUCCUGUUCUGUGUCCUGGUGCUUCUUCUGUGGGUCUCCAUCUUCCUGUAUGGAAGCUUCUACUAUUCCUACAUGCCCAGUGUCAGCUUCUCCACACCAGUACACUUCUUCUACAGGACAGAUUGCGAUGCUUCAGAUUCAGUCCUCUGUUCUUUCCCCAUGGCUAACGUCUCACUCUUGAAGAAUGGAAGAGACCAGGUGAUGAUGUCUGGUCAGGCCUACAGGAUCUCUCUGGAGCUGGAAAUGCCUGAAUCUCCUGUGAACGAACAGCUUGGCAUGUUCAUGGUCAAAAUGUCAUGCUAUACCACUGAUGGGACAGUCGUUCAGUCGGUGUCCCGCUCAACAAUGCUGCACUACCGUUCUAAUCUGCUGCAGACCAUGAGCACGCUGCUGUUCUCACCCCUCUUGCUCACAGGUGUGUCUGAGCAGAAACAGCUCAUCGAGGUGGAGCUCUUACCAGAUUUCAAAUCCGACUUUUACCAGCCUGCCGUUGGCGCAGUGAUUGAGAUUCAAUCCCGCAAGGUCCAGAUUUAUUCUGCCCAGCUCAGGAUCCAUGCCUUCUUCACUGGCAUUAGAUACCUCCUGCAUAAUUUCCCUGUGAUGUCUGCAAUUGUUGGGGUGGCGAGUAACUUCACCUUCCUCAGUGUCAUUUUGCUUUUCAGUUACUUGCAGUUCAUCUGGGGAGGGCUCUAUCCCCCCGAUCAGGUCAGAGUGAAGGUGAUGAUGGGAGACUCGACGCGUCUUCAGCAGAGGAGGGAAGAAGCACGGAAACGUAUGCACUCAUCCGCCAGCACUCCUAUCAUGAAGUAUGGAGGAGAUAACGGUGAACUGGCAGAUCCACCACAACGAACCAAACGAACCAGUCAAAACAAAGGUGAGUUGGACACUCCUAGUGCGAUUGGGACAGAGGACCUGAAUCACCUGCAGGAGGAUGAAGCUGCUCAGGACUCCUCUAUAGAUGAAGGUCCCAUUUUCCUCGAGGCUCCUCAUAUUGCAGAGACCAGUUUGAGUGAGGAGGACCCAGAUCAUGAGCAGGGGGCAACAGGAAUAGGAAAUGGGACUCAAGAUGAAGAAACUACCCAACCGCAGUCCUCAGACUGCGAGGCCAGCCUUAGACAAAGGCAUGGACCCUGGAUGAGGCUCUGAGCUCAAAACUCUGGAGUGACCAUAAACGCACAUGCAUCCUGUUACAUAUUAGAGCACAUUAGAUGACUCAUAGCUAGCAUAUUUGACACAUUCCUUUUGCAAUGCAAUGAGUAUUUCAGAUGCAUUUAGAAACCAGUUUACCUCGUGGAGCUGAUGUGAAGCUAAAGAGAAUUUCCUGCUCUGCUGCUAUUGUUCUCCUUUAGCUGAUUACUUACUAUAGGACAUAAAAGUCACCUCUAGAGUCCUGCCAUGCUUUAAUCUGGUCUGUGGUUCUGUUACAAUAUCGUUUUUGCAUGUAAAGUGUAACUAAGUGUUUAAAUGUGUCAUUGAUGUUCUCACAAUCUUUAACAUGGCUAAACAGUUCCACUCAAUUUCUAGGGAUAUUAAAUGAUUUGUUUAAUCAGUUUCAGUUAUUCAAAA
This is a messenger RNA of Sinocyclocheilus anshuiensis, 2264 nucleotides long. RefSeq names its product seipin-like. NCBI's taxonomy places the organism in Eukaryota, Metazoa, Chordata, Actinopteri, Cypriniformes, Cyprinidae. The record is from RefSeq and is a predicted model, not a curated record. Bases 498 to 1844 code for a protein of 448 amino acids. Gene Ontology annotation, biological process: lipid storage; lipid droplet organization. The transcript has 11 exons. Gene Ontology annotation, cellular component: endoplasmic reticulum membrane.